AUGUAUCACAGACACGAGAAGAAGAAAAAUCAUGAUCCUAGUGAAGUGUUGAUAAGCUGCACCCUUCCAACCUACGAUUAUGUAGUUGUUGGCUCUGGACCGGGAGGCGGCCCUGUUGCUGCUAGAUUGGCUCUCGCUGGAUACAAGGUUCUACUGAUGGAUGCCGGUGACGAUGAAGGCGACAUGCUCGUUCAAGAAAUCCCCAUACUCAGUCUUGAGUCUACGGAGGCUCCGUCUCAGGAGUGGGAUUACUUUGUACAGCAUUACGACAAUCAGACACUUCAAGAAACAGACUCCAAAUUUACCUGGGAACUUCCCGAUGGAUCCAGAUUUGUGGGCAGUAACCCACCAGCUGGAGCAAAACCGCUCGGAAUAUGGUACCCACGUGCUGGAACCCUUGGCGGCUGUGCAGGGCAUAAUGUCAUGGUAUCAAUUACACCUCAAGACAGUGAUUGGGAGACUGUUGCAUCGAUAACGGGUGACAACUCGUGGAAUCCUGAUUCGAUGAGACAAUAUUGGGAACGUGUGGAAGAUAACCUUUAUCUCCCAAACGGUACUUCUGGACAUGGAUUUAACGGCUGGCUCGAAACAAGUCUUACGCAAGUGGAUCUCUGGCUUGGAGAUGACAGGAUUAUGAAUGUUGUCCGAGCAGCUGCUACAGUUGUUGGCAAUGGAAUAAGCAGCAUGUCUACCGCUUACCAACAAUGGUUGACUGGCGAUAUCAACAGCGAUUCUUCCACUCGAGACUUCACUGAAGGCUUAUUCCAAGUUCCAGAGGCUGUCAAACAGCCCAGUUGGGAUCGAGCUGGGCCACGAGAUUUUAUUCUCCAGGUUGCAAAUGCUGUUAACUCGGAUGGAUCUAGAAAAUAUCAUCUUGAUGUUCGCCUAGAGUCUUUGGUAACCAAAAUCCGUUUCGACCAGAGCGGGCCUGUACCUAAAGCUGUAGGAGUCGACUUCCUAGCUGGUCAAAGUCUAUACAGCGCUGAUCCACGGUUUUCUGCUGCUAAAGCUCCAACCGGGAAGGGAAGCGUCAAUGUCACUCGUGAAGUGAUUAUCUCUACCGGCACCUUCAACACACCUCAGCUUCUCAAACUUAGUGGGGUUGGACCUGCUGCAGAGUUGGAAUCAUUUGAUAUCCCAGUUAUUGUCGACCUACCAGGCGUGGGAACUGGUAUGAGCGACCGUUAUGAGGUAACAGUUGUACAAGAAUCGACGCAGAAUUUUACACUCUUUAACGGUUGUACUUUACUCCAAACUCCGGAUGACCCAUGCCUUCUUCAGUGGGAAAACAACCAUACUUCUCCAGGCAUUUAUUCAAGCAAUGGAAUUUUUCUCGGAAUUCCUAUGAAAUCAUCAGUUGCAUCCCCGAAUGCAGCUGAUCUUCUGAUGGCUGGAAUCCCUGGAAAUUUCCGUGGUUAUUUCCCUGGGUAUUCCGAGAUAGCGUUUGCAGAUGCACAGCAUGUCGCGUUCAUUGUUCUCAAAGCUCACAAUAGAAACCAUGCUGGCACCGUCACGCUGCUUUCCAAUAAUCCUCAGGAUACCCCUAACAUCCAUUUCCGUUCUUUCCAGAAUGGGGGUGAUGAGGAUGUUCAGGCUGUAUAUGAGGGAGUAAAAUUUCUUCGCGAAUUAUAUGGGAACCUCAGUUUAGUAGAUGACACCUGGACCGAGGUCACUCCUGGACCAGAUGUACAAACUGAGGAAGAGAUCAAGGAUUUUAUUAGACGGGAGGCGUGGGGCCACCAUACGUGCUGUAGCGCGAGAAUCGGCGCCGAUGAUGACUCUACAGCUGUCUUGGAUAGCAAGUUCAGAGUUAGAGGAACAACAGGUCUACGUGUUGUAGAUGCAAGUGUCUUCCCAGAGAUCCCGGGAUAUUUUAUCGUUUCCGCGAUCUAUAUGAUUAGUGAGAAGGCGGCCGAUGUUAUCAUUGCCGAUGCGAAGGCUUCGCCGUAA
Molecule: messenger RNA, 1950 nt
Organism: Trichoderma harzianum CBS 226.95
Lineage: Eukaryota; Fungi; Ascomycota; Sordariomycetes; Hypocreales; Hypocreaceae
Product: GMC oxidoreductase
Exons: 2
Coding region: 1-1950 (649 amino acids)
Molecular function (GO): oxidoreductase activity, acting on CH-OH group of donors; flavin adenine dinucleotide binding
Source: RefSeq, a predicted model, not a curated record